ACGGAGCGCAAGUCAUAGCUCUUCCUUCUCCAUUCGGCGGCCGAUCAGUACGGACGUGAGAGUGUAGUUAGCUCGUGCAGUGUAUUUAAGUAUUCGUAAAAGCACGAUCUCAAGUUGUGUUUUUAAGUGUUUACUUUAAAAGAAUUAAAUAAACAUAAAAAAUGGCCGAUCAGGAGAAUAAGGACUUCAGCGAAGAUAUCGCAGAUCAAAAUUUCGAGCAGAACGGUGAAGCAGAGAACGGCGGCGGGGACGCCGCAGAAAAUGGCCCAGAGUCUCAGGAGGACAGGUCAACCGGAGGUAACCAGGAUUCCUUGAAUGAUAGGAAAUUGUUCGUUGGUGGACUAAGUUGGGAAACCACAGACAAGGAACUACGAGACCAUUUUGGGACAUAUGGAGAUAUUGAAAGCAUCAAUGUCAAAACAGAUCCUAAUACAGGACGUUCCCGAGGAUUUGCUUUUAUUGUAUUUGCAAAAGCAGAAUCGCUUGAUAAGAUUAUGGCAGCUGGUGAUCAUGUAAUUAACAACAAAAAAGUUGAUCCCAAGAAGGCGAAAGCUAGGCAUGGUAAAAUCUUUGUUGGCGGUAUUUCAACAGAAUUAUCCGAUGAUGAUAUUAAAACUUUCUUCUCACAAUUUGGAAACAUCGUCGAAAUAGAAAUGCCAUUCGACAAGACAAAGAACCAAAGAAAGACGUUCUGCUUCAUUACUUUCGAGUCUGAGCAAGUAGUAAAUGAACUAUUGAAAACUUCCAAACAGACAAUCAAUGGAAAAGAGGUCGAUGUGAAAAAAGCCACACCUAAACCAGACGGUAUGGGAGGGAUGCGUGGUGGAGCCGGUGGACGUGGUGGCCGCGGCGGCAGGGGCGGGAGAGGACGCGGUUACGGCGGACAAGGCGGCUGGGGUCAAGGUGGAUACGGUGGCGGAUACGGCGGCGGUUACGGCCAAGGCGGUUAUGGCGGUGGCUAUGACGGCUACGGAGGAGGCUACGAUUAUUACGGCGGUGGGUACGGCGGCUAUGGUGGUUACGACUACAGUGGAUACGACGGCUAUGGCUAUGGCGGUGGUAGUUACGAUGGUGGCUACAGUGGUGGGCGCGGUGGUGCACGCGGUAAAGGUUUCCUGUCCUACAACAAAUCUCAUAACUCGUUAAAUCAUCAUUCCAUUAAACCACGCCACUUUCAACAAGAUUAUCAACAACGCAGAUUACUGCCGCAAAAUAAAACGAACCAUCAGGAGUCACGACAGAAACUGUAAUAGCGUCACGUCUUGCGUCUAGCAAUACAUCUGCAUUAUCAAGACAGAAAACAAAAGCAAACAUAUAUACAUAUAUAUAUUAUAUAUAUAUACAUAUAGAUUCACGAUGCUUUCUUCCAUCUCUCGUUUACCCUUUUGUACAAAGUCGAAAAUGCUUCAUGUUUCUCAUUGGUCUCUCAUUUUUCAUCUUAUUUAUCAUUUAAUUUUUUACUGCGAAAUACGUUACGUGAUUCAACGUAAGGCAUUGUCGUCUAGCAGAACGCUGGAUAAAUUUGUUGGGAAUUAUUAAACUCCGAACAUACGGAUAAAUGAUGUAAGUUGACGUUACACCUUACGAUGAAGUAUUGUAACGUAAAUAUGGAACGUUUGUGCAAAUGGGAAAGCAAAAGAUGAUAGGAGAUAAUUUAAAUACAGAUACAUAUUAGGAAGAAUCAAGUUUUCUCCAUCACCAUUUAGGGACUGUUGAGAGACGAGCAAUUUUGUCCCUAUUUUCAACAAUAAGAUUAUUUUAAUUUGUUCGCUAUGUUUAAUCUAAACACACAAUCAUUGUUUAUUAUGAUCGUGUGACAUAUGUAAAAAGAUUAUUGCUUCCUUAUUGAUAAGAGAAAAUAGGAUAAAAUAAAUUCAUUUUGUGUACAUAAAAUAUCUCUCGCGUAUGUUUGUAUUUGUGUUAACCUAUCCUAAUAAUUUAAUUUUCGAAAGGAAAAAAAAAACUAUGAUUUGUACACAAUAUUUUAAAACAUAGCGAACGAACGUCUAUACACUAGAUUUAAAAUAAGACUGACACGGAGGUUUAGUGUGUUUUGUAUUACAAACAAUAUUUUGCUGAUUCUACUACAGUACAUGUAACAAGCUAGAUGUACAUUCUUUCAGUUUUAAUUACACUCAAGGAAUAGCACAUGUACAUUAUAUAUAUCGACGAUUUCAUUCUAGGCAAAGAACAUCGUAAUAAGGUUUUUAAAGUGAAAGAAAAUAUUGUAUUUUUCUCAAAUUCAACACUGUUCCAUGUCACAAAAGUAUUACAUUAAAAAAAUUAGUGUAAA
Molecule: messenger RNA, 2293 nt
Organism: Megalopta genalis
Lineage: Eukaryota; Metazoa; Arthropoda; Insecta; Hymenoptera; Halictidae
Gene: sqd
Product: RNA-binding protein squid
Biological process (GO): regulation of gene expression
Cellular component (GO): chromatin; nucleoplasm
Molecular function (GO): RNA binding
Source: RefSeq, a predicted model, not a curated record